UCCUAUUCCCUUACUCCUGGAGGUUGCCCGGCCCCUGCGGGAGGAUUCCUGUCUCCUGUUACCUGUGCAAUUCAUUGCGUAGGCUCGCCUCGGGUGAUAAGUGACUCGACGUGACAGAAUUACGCACCCUGGAUCGCUUGGGUGGAUGAGAGCGCACACGUCGACUACUUUUCGGGGACUUUCCCUCAAAGCAUUUAAAUGUGAAGUGCUGCCUACAUUUUUUUCCCAGGGCCGAAGUCCCAGCGGGUCCACGUCUGCUCUUCCCCGGAUAGAGGCUGGAUGGUGAGACCGAUGCGCGCCCUCGAACAUCUUGGAAACGCACGUUUAACGGAUCGUUUCCCCCGCGUGUCACAGCUUCUUUUGGAUCCUACUCACUUGUCGGCUUCUAUGUAUUCUCCCUCAAAUAUAUGGUGGUAGACAGGAGAGGGGAGAAAGGCAGUGUGAAGAGGAUGUGGCUUGCGCAAAUCAACCGCUGGUCUGAACCGACUCGACCUGUUUUACCUGGACGCUUGCGGAUGAUUUUGCACUUCUGAAAUCUCGCCUGGACCCCCGCGCUGAUAAAGCAGGACUCUGAUGCUGAAUAUACAAAGGCUGAACACUGAAUCCUUUACUCAAGACGGCAAGUGAAGAUGGGUCCUACGUGUUUAAUGUAUAUUUCGUUAGAUUGGCGUCCAGUCUAAUAAACAUCAUCAGCGAUGUAGUCAGCUUGUUCAUCUGCGUGCUGAUCAUUUGCAGUAAAUACUCACAUCUGCUCAAAAGGGAGACCAUGAAGAUGAUCCUUCUGCGCAAAUUCCGGUUCUUGAUCCUCAUGGUGUUCCUCAUUGCAUGCUCGAUGCACAUAAUGAUAGACUUGUUACCAAAGCUGGAGAGGCACAGCAACAGCGGCUGCUCAUGCUCCCACACGCCGAGCGAGGAGCCCCAGAGCUGGGGGAAGCAGGGCUGGCCUAACAAGCACACCCUGCGGAUCCUCCAGGACUUCAGCAACGAGCCCAGCUCAAAUGUUUCCUCCCACUCCCUGGAAAGGAUCCCGGUUACAGGCGACAAAAGACAGGCUCUCAGGAGGCUUGAGCAUCACGAGCAACGCGGUGACAGGAAGAGACAGUUCAUCCAGGACGCCACGGUGACCAAGAACAUGCCGGUUAAGGGUUCAAGGUUGUCGGCUCUCUAUGACCACCCCUUAUAUAAAAGAUCCGUGCCGCCUCUGACAGACGAGGACACGCUGUUCAACGUCAACACGGACAUCAGAUUUGACCCCAAAGCAGCAGAGGAUCAGGCAUGGAAUCAUGAAGGCAACGUGGACGAGUUCAGCCCAACAGGGGAGCUGACGGCCGACUCCUACCCGAACUGGCUCCGCUUCCACAUUGGGAUUAAUCGAUACGAGCUGUACUCCAGACACAACCCGGUCAUUGAUGCUCUCCUGAAAGACUUGGUCACCCAGAGGAUCACCAGCGUCGCAAUGAAGUCUGGAGGCACUCAGCUCAAGCUCAUCAUGACCUUCCAGAACUACGGCCAAGCUCUCUUUAAACCCAUGAAGCAGACCCGGGAGCAGGAGACCCCACCAGACUUCUUCUAUUUCUCUGACUUUGAAAGACACAAUGCUGAGAUUGCUGCCUUUCAUCUGGACAGGAUCCUGGACUUUCGCCGUGUCCCUCCUGUGGCAGGCAGGCUUGUCAACAUGACCAAGGAGAUCCGAGAUGUGACACGAGACAAAAAGCUCUGGAGGACCUUCUUCAUUUCACCAGCCAACAAUGUGUGUUUCUAUGGAGAGUGUUCGUACUACUGCUCCACUGAGCACGCUCUGUGCGGGAAACCGGACCAGAUAGAAGGAUCCUUGGCGGCCUUCCUCCCAGACCUGGCCCUCGCCAAACGCAAAACCUGGAGGAACCCGUGGAGACGGUCCUACCACAAACGCAAGAAGGCAGAAUGGGAGGUGGACCCGGACUACUGCGAGGAAGUUAAACAGACUCCACCUUACGACAGUGGGACAAGGCUGCUGGACAUCAUGGACAUGACUGUCUUUGACUUCCUCAUGGGAAACAUGGAUCGCCACCAUUACGAGACGUUCGAAAAGUUUGGAAAUGAGACCUUUAUCAUCCAUCUGGACAAUGGCAGAGGCUUUGGAAAACACUCCCAUGACGAGGUGUCCAUUCUGGUGCCAUUGACGCAGUGCUGCAGGGUAAGGAAGUCGACCUACUUGCGUCUGCAGCUGCUGGCUAAGGAAGAAUACAAGCUGUCCACGCUCGUAGCAGAAUCCCUGGUGAGGGACCGCCUCAGUCCCAUCCUCAUCCAGCCACACCUGGAUGCAAUGGACCGACGGCUACGCCAGGUGCUGAAUGUGCUGUCAGAAUGCAUUGAAAAGGAGGGCUACAGUUACGUUGUAGAGGACGACCUCCAGGGGCACCAAGGGACAGACCAUGCCCACACUGGCCCACGACGGAGGUAGCUAUGUUGGGGUGCUGGCAGCUGGAUAGGACUGAAUCCCUGAAGAUUGGAGACUGGACUGAGCAGAUCUCUUAAAACUGAAUUGGCCUCCUGUAACACAGAUGAGCUCCCUGUACUGAAUUUCUCAGAGAUUUCUUUUGCUGAACUUACAGGGAAGCACACCUGCCUGAGGUUAAUAUAAGCUGUGUGGAAGUGGAGGCCUGCUGGAUAGGACUGGACUUUGACAAACAGUGCAAUGACAUGUACUGAUGCUUGAGAUGCAGAUGAUGUCGAAGACUUCUUGAUGGUUCUGGGGCCAGGUCACAAACGAAACUGAACCUCCCCCGCCCUCCUCCCCACAUCACCCAGGCUCCUUAAAAUAUCCAACCCUGACUCUAGUGUAGGAUAGUGUCACCACAGCUGACCCAAACACCCACCGACCCACCGCAGCACUACCAAACCAUGAAAGUCUUGCAAGAGACGCCUUCUCUGUCUUGUUCAGUACCCUUUUUUUGAAUUCAGUGAAUUCUGAGGGAACCCACCCCCCACCCCCUCUUCACAAGCUGAAUUAUGUGUGUUUAUACGUAUUGUUGGUAUCGCAAGUGGCAAUUGGUUGAACAUUCAUGGUGGAGGUUGAGUUCCUUUUGUCUUAAUUAUAAAAAUUAUGUUUUAUUGCAUAGUGUCUUGCCGAUUCAGCUUCUAUCAUUGGUAUUCAAGAUGGAGAUAUUUGAUUGGAGUGCGGGUUUACUCCUGGAUUAAUUUUGUCCACAAAUGUUACAUGUACUUGAGAGAGUAUUUAUUAAAAUUCAUAUUUAUUGUUUGAAAUGAACACCAAUCAGUAACACUACAUCGUCCGUUUUCUGUUAAAAUGAACUAUCGAAUUUCCACCAGUGGUGUACUUCCUCAUUUGUCCAAAAGAGGGCAAACUGAGCAUGUACAAAAGUGGCUGCCAGUACCGUGCCUCUCAGUAAAGGUAACCCUCUCCAUAUCUCACCCCUUCGCAAGCAUUGGUUUGAUCGGAAUGAGCAAGUCUCUGCCUGUGUUUACACCAUUUAAUCCCAGCUACUGUUUCUUUCAGUGCAGCAGAUAUGAGGUUAGAUAUAUGGUACCAAAAGCCAAAUGUGACACUAAUAGUUUUAUAUUAUUGUUUCUUUGUAAUAUACUAUUUGAUGUCCAGAUGUUGCUGUUGUGGAGAGAUUAUUUUUCAGGAUGUAUAUUUCAUUCAUAACCAACAGCUGAUAGCUUAACUGUUGGUGUCAACGAUUCAGUCACUGGCUGAAAGUUAAUAUAUACAGUAGGAAAAUAUAGUGCCUGUGCAAUGAUAGAAAUACUUGAAUGUCUGGUUUCAUAGCAGGAAAAGGUAUGAACUCCUCCUGGGUACGAACUUUAGAUAAGAUACAGAGGUCUACAUAUAUACGUGUGUGCUGACUCCAUUUGUUCCAUAAGGUUUUAUUAUACAGCCUAAGUUUCCAUAGUCCUGUGUCAGAUCAGUAUGUGUGGAGGUAUGGAUGGAUUCAUGGAGAACGUUUAGAUAAUGUUCUUAAAAGGGAAAAUGCUUCUUUUUUAUUCAAAUCAUUGUUUCUGUUUUUGUUGUUUGUUUUUUAUUUUUUAUUUCUUUGCAUCAUGGUAAA
Messenger RNA from Micropterus dolomieu (smallmouth bass), 4052 nucleotides. It is a transcript of the gene fam20cb, whose product is annotated as FAM20C golgi associated secretory pathway kinase b. The record is from RefSeq and is a predicted model, not a curated record. Gene Ontology annotation, biological process: protein phosphorylation. The coding region runs from base 767 to 2443 and encodes 558 amino acids. Lineage: Eukaryota; Metazoa; Chordata; Actinopteri; Centrarchiformes; Centrarchidae. Gene Ontology annotation, cellular component: Golgi apparatus. Gene Ontology annotation, molecular function: protein serine/threonine kinase activity. The transcript is spliced from 11 exons.